AUCAUCACAAAGAAAAAGAAGAAGAAGUAUGUAUAAUUUUUAGUUAAUUAUUGAUAAUCCCUAUACUGGCAAAUUUCUUAUUGCGAAUAGGAUAUCAUGGUAUUUAAGUGCCAAGAUGAUUCUUUUUUAAAAGAGUUCACUUCUAAAGUUAUUGAAUGCAACAAAGUAUUGGUUGAUGAAGUGGUUGACGGUAAUGUACAAACUAUUGAGUAUUAUGCAGUUAUUCUGGAAGAUACAAUAUUGUUUCCUGAAGGGGGAGGUCAGCCUUGUGAUUAUGGAUUAAUAGAAGAUAUUCCAGUUAAAAAAAUUGUUAGGAAAGAAGAUAAAGCAAUUCACUUUAUUUCUCAACCCCUGGAAAUUGGUACUUCUGUUAAACAAAAAGUUGACUGGGAACGAAGAUUUGAUCACAUGCAGCAACAUUCAGGUCAACAUUUAUUGUCUGCCGUACUUGAACAAAAAUUUUCAGCUGAAACUGUAUCUUGGUGGUUAGGAGAAGAAGAUUCUUAUGUUGAAUUAGAUAUUCCUAUGUUAUUGGAUAAGGACAUUCAAUUAGUAGAAAAUAUGGUUAAUGAAUUAAUAAGGGAAGGACUAGAGGUUACAGUGACCGUAUAUCCAAAAGAUAUACCAAAAGAAUUAUAUGAUGAGGUUCGUAGUGUGAAGGGUUUACCCGAAGAUCACAAAGGAGAUAUUAGAGUUAUAAAUAUUGGUGAUAUCGAUAGUAAUAUGUGUUGUGGAACUCAUGUUACAAACGUUAGUCAAUUACAAGGCAUCAAAUUAUUACAUAUAGAGAAAAGUAAACGCAAAAAUAAAAUAUUGUUACAUUUCUUAGUGGGUAACAGAGUACUGAACAAAUUAGCAAGUUGUUUAGAUAGAGAGAAGAAACUCACUACCAUAUUAAAUAACAAUGCAUCCCUACAUGUCGAGUUGGUAGAAAAAUUACAAAAAAAUUUAAAAAUCUCUAAUAAAAAUUUACAAACGAUACUAAAAGAUUUAGCUGUACUUAAUGCUAACAUGUUAAAGAGUGUUCAACCAGCUCCCAAAUAUUUUUCCAUGCACAAGAAAGAAGCUGAAAUAGAUUUUAUGCAAAGAUUCAUCAAAGAAGUGGGAUCAACUGAUAUAUUUUUAUUUUUGUCUACUGGUGAUGAUAAAAAAGAAGGGAACGUUAUUUUAUAUGGCCAUGAGGAAGAUGUUGCAACGUUAGGACCCAAAUUUCAUCCAUAUCAUAUAGUACUACAUCAAACAUUGGUUAAUCGUGAUUACGACAGAAGGUUGGAUUAUUGCAACUGGUUACUACUCGUACAUAUGGUAUAUAACGACCCUCAAUUACUGUCACGUAUUUUGUGGACAAUCGAAGCUACAUUUAGUAGUGAUGGUACAGUUAACCGGCAUAAUAUGCACUAUUGGUCACAGAAUAAUUCAUGCUAGAUGGAAGAAGUUCAGUAUCACGGACAAUGUUCGGUGAAUCUAUGGUGUGGUAUUGUAGAUAGUCAGAUAAUUGGACCUUUUAUUUUUGAUAACGCAAUUAAAGGGGAACGCUACCUAAAUUUUAUAAGGGAUGAAUUACCACUUCUAGAAGAUAUAUCACUAGCAACACGUAGGUCUAUUUUGUUUCAGCACGAUGGGUGUCCGGCGCAUUUCUCCAGAUAAGUUAGAGAAUUUUUAGAUAAUGCUUACCCUAAUAGGUGAAUAGGACGUGGAGGCCUAUUUUUUGGCCAACCAGGUCACUAGACUUAACCGUCUUAGAUUUCUAUCUCUUGGGCUGGAUUAAAGAUCUUGUUUGUGCAAUUAGACCCACUACUAGAGAUAACAUGAUCGAGAGAAUAAUAAACGCCAUUUGAACAUUAAGGUCGUCACUAGCGAGGUACCUUAAGUUAUAUUUCCAUUUUAACUUCCAUAACGUAGUUUCCCGGUGACAGCAUAAGUAAUAUUGACAUAAUAAUUGGAACUAUUAUUAAUAGAACAAGGUAAGAUAAGAUAAUUUUGAGGAGUCACAAAAUGUUAAAAUCCCUUCAGUCAAAACGGAGUAAUUUAUGUUUAAAUGAAAAUGUUUAAAAUUUACACAUUUCUUAGGAUAUCUCGUAAUACGAAAUAGAUAUCGACAUGCGGUUUUCGCUAUUCUGUUCCUAAGUUAUAACUCUUACAUUGGUAAAAAGGAGCUAUCUUCAAAAAGUUUGUAUAGAUAGGUUUCCGGCUUCCCCCCACCUCUUAUUUGAAAAGAUAGACUAAAACUUGAAAAACAAAUAUGUAUACGCUGAAUUUCUUGAAAAAUACGAUAAUCAUAGUUCAAUUGCAUCUUAAUUAAGCAAAAUUUGUAAAUUGUUCAUUUUAUAAUUUUUGGUAUUUAAUUAUUCCCUCUGGCGGUGGACCUAGAGCCAUUCUUAUUGGGACACCCGGUACAAUGUCAUCGGAGGAGUAUAGACGCAAAUUCGAGAAAUUCGGUAGGCGUGUUCGAGAAUUGAAUAGAGAUCAUUCCAUGGAUAUAAGAUUGAAGCGAUAAGAGGAUUGGAACGAAUGCGAUUGUUUGAGAAUGAGGAUAAAAACGUUGAAAAAUCGACAACUUCCGCACGCGCAAUAUCCAUUAAACAGAAUAGAACAACAAGAACGAUAGGGCGGGGAGGGAGGAGAUUAUAAUUAAGGAUGAUAUUAAUAAUGUGUUUGCAAUUAAAUGUGUAAUUUUAAUAUGGGCAUAUAGGCAUAAAUGAGUAGACUUUGUGUGUGUUUCAAUAAAACAGCUCCUCAUUAUUUAUGUUAUUUUAUUAAAUCAAAACAAAAAAAAUUACAAUGAUAUCAUAUUUGAAAGGCAGUGUCGUAAUUGAUUCAUAUUUAUUUUCGUACAAUUGAAGGUUCCAUCUGCAUGGUAUCAAUAAUAAGUCGUUGUGGUGGCGUAAAUAUGCACUCAAAUGCUUCUCCGUUUUCGAUGGACAUUUCCCAAGAUUGCAAUUACCAUUGAUAAUGUAGCCUUGAUAGCCUGAUUUUCAUUGUGGUACGAUUUUAUGCGUUACUGGUAUCAUAUGAUUAUUUUGUCGUGUCGUGUAUAGUUAUACAAUAUGCUUUUUAUUAGCGGGAAAUCCUUUUUCAUUCCCUCAUACUGUUUAGGACAGUCUAUCUAUUAUAAUUAGGGAAUGAUUUUUGAAUUCUUCGUAAUCUAAGUUGAAUGCCAAACACCAGCACUAGAAUUAUUAGUAUAACUUAUUUAUAGAGUAACGUGUAAUUAUCAUAGGCAAGAGUAUAGAUAUUCUUUGCGAAAUCUAACUUUAAUAGUUCGAAUUGCAAAAAUUCUCUAUUCAAAUCCAAUCUUACAUUGGUAGCGUUCAAGUGAUCAAAUUUGAAGGGAUCGAUGGUUGUUUUGUUGCGUUUAACUGUUUGGAAGAACUCCACCGACGAGUUCGUUUCAACUAACCAAAUUUCAUUUUUUGCGUCUCUAGUUUAUGCAAACAAUAUACAAAGUUCCCAAUCUCUAAAUGGUAUGAAUAUAAGUCGAUCAUUUUUUAUUUGCUCCAUCAUACGUAAUUUGAUAUUAUCGUCUGAUAGAUAUGUUUAAUCUUCAACGUCAUACGGUCUAUGAUGAUUUUGAUUGAUGUUUGUGAUGUAGUAGUUACUCCAUUUACGAUUACGGCAUCUUGCUACGAGAGUAAAUGAAUCGAAAAGUUUGUUUUCCAUAUGUAACCUUAGUGUAAUCGUUUAAUACAUUAAAAAUAUGUGUAAGACGAAUCAAUAAAGAUUUACUACCACCGCCAAUAUCAUGCAAUAGUGGUUUUUUUGGAAAAUUCCAACCGGCUAUAGCCAUUUCUUUCGAUUCCACAUCAAACUUCUAACCGGAUUUCGUACUACUUCUAUUUCUUCUCCACUUUGAAUAUAGGAACAAGAAUCGAAAUGCGCCACAAUUCGGAGCAAGAUAGACGUGUCCACAGCCGGUUGUUUCUAAAUUUCCCUUGAUUUCCAAGUGUGUUUCAUGUAUGAUGUAGAGCGGGUCAAUUUGUUGGAUAUCAAAUUCUACGGAAUAACUAUUGUUUUUAACAGUGAAAAUCUUCUUUUCCUAUAAAUUCAUCAUAUUAAGGAUCUCGAUAAAGAUCGAAUAUUGCCAAUAUUUUUAUCACAGGUUGUUGUUGCUCAAUACACUUCGGAACGAACGUAUUCCCUUUUUUGAGACAUUCUUCUUAAAAUUUAAUCCUAUUACUUGGAAGAACACAGUGAGCUUCGUUCUAUCGAACAAUUUUCGAGAGACUGGUCGUCAUCGUUGAUCAAAAGACCCAUUGUCAGCUUUCCAAUAUAUGUAGGAGAAGCGUGCUUUUCUCUCCACGAAAAUUAACGGAUUCGAAGUCUUGAUUCAAUACUCGAAUAGCAAUUUUGGUGAUUUACAAGGUGCUGCUUGCAGAUACGUAAAUCGAAUUAUUGGGUCGUUCGUUGAUUGCGUAACUAGGAUCUACUGUAAUUGGUAAACUGAAUAAUAUAUGAGCAGGUUUAUCACCGUCGAAUGAUCCGUCGGCUUUUACUUUACUUUACUGCUGGUCAGAUAAGUGACUAGUUCUUUCGGAGGCUUUAGAUUAUCGAACGAAUCAAAAUAUUCCACGCAGAGAUUUAUCUUUCUAUAGGCUACCCAUUUAGAUACAUCUAAAUUUAGUAACACGAUUUCAUUGCUUUGUUAUGUAGAUGUUCUUCUGUCAAUUUCUGUUGGGCACUUUUUGCAUCGAUCACCGUUUUAGCUAUUCCCGCCGCACCUCCCGAUAAUGCCGAGUGAAAUGAUCUUAAGUAUACAGAUUUGACGAAGGUUUUACGGAAUUUUCAAGAGAAAUAUAACUUGCCUGUAGAUGGUAUUCUAAAGAUAGAUACAAUCGAACUAUUACAUCGUCCUCAAUGUUAUGUAGGACAAAAUGAUUAUAGUAUCGAACACUCGUAUCGUAUUAAAUCGAAAUGGAAUAAAGCGAAUAUAAAUUAGUAUUUUCCUCAUGCAUCACCUGCAUAUGCUGCAACCACCCAAAAAGGCCUUUAAUCUAUGGAAACUAAAUUUCAAGGUGUAUGAUACAUAAUGUCAAGCUGUAUACCCGCCUAUAGAAUCCUUUUGUAUUUCAUAAAGUUAUUUUUUAAUAAUGAUUUCGAUUAAAAAAGGGUCAGUUGUAAAGAAGUCUAGAAAUGUACAGUACUAAAAUAAAAGGUGAUUUGUUCAGUUUUACUCAUAACUAAAUCAAUCAAUCAAGCAACAUAAAAAUACAGUCCAGUAACCAAAUCAACUCAACCAACUUGCAAUGGAACAUUUUCUUUUAUUUCAUACCAUUUUUUAAAACAACUGAUCUUCAUUUUUCAUAUACUCAAUUUUCCAAAAACAAACAUCCUCUGCUCUCUGAAUAAUGCAAUUUUCAUCUAUUGAGAUUUCUUUAUUCGGAAUUAUUUACAUUUGAUAAAACUAGAUAUGCCAUCAAAUUUGACAACUGUUAUUAACGUUAAUAUGUAGUCACCGACUUUGAAAUUCUUCAUAAAUGUAAAGAAAAUAUAUUUUCUUUAAUUAUUAGCGCACUCUGCCGAGUGUCGUAACAAUAGAAAGUGACAUGCACGGUCAAAUCACAAAACUCACUUUUGGGUUCUGUGGGACUAACGGAAUGAUGACAUGACAGUAAAGCAACGCACAUGUCAAUGUUGACGUUUAAUUAAUAAUUUUGGUAAAAUUAGAAAUGAUUAAUGAUUCUAUAUCUAUGUCUAAUUUAAAAUUGAAAAAAAUUGUUCAUUUCAACUAAAUUGGAAAUUAAAAUGAGAGGAUUUUUGUUACAUUAAAUAGGGCAAAUAACAAUUUGUUUAAGUACUCUGAUGUAUUUAAGAGUCCGUAAGUUCGAAUACUGGAAAAGUCUCCCAAUACCAGACAGUUUUAAAGCAAAUUUAUUUUUGUCGUAUCAGCUACUGAGAGAUAUAGGUGAUAUUCAUACCACUAUUCCUAUUCAUACUACUAUACACUAUUUACACUACCUCUACAUUAACACUUACAAUUACAAUGUCUGACGCGUGUUUCGAUAAUAAAGUUAACGUUAAAUUUCACAUUUAUUCAUUAAAUAAUAGGCCAUGUCUUUCUAUUCUUAUAUACAUUAGAUUAGUUGCCGCUGCUGUAUAAUCCUUCACAAAAUUUUAGUAAGCUUGAAAUCCUUCAAAACUCGUUUGGUUUGUUUCCAAUGACUAUCAUUAUAACAAUUAAAUUGGUUAAAAUAACUGACUGGAAAUGCAAUGUCAGGCCUUGUUAAUACAGCCAGGAACAGUGACAAUGUUAAAACCAUUUGAGGCAAUUUUGCACGCCAUCUAGUUACUUUUAUGCUCGUUCUUCAUAAAAAUGACCCGUAUCUUAGUGUCAUCUGAAAUAAAUAGCAAUAUUUUCAACAACUAAUGUUUUUUGGAACGAUCGCAACUAAAUGUGAAGGUUUCUUUAUCUUCGAAAUUCGAACCGGCAGUACAUUGUUGCCGAUUUUACUUUUUAUUACGAAAGUAACACAAAUUACCUAUUCUAUAGUAAUCUUUACAAUAGAUAGAUAGGGCGUAUUUUGAAGUAUCACGUUUCUAAUAAUGUUAUAACAUGUAUUCAUCUCGAACCGAAAAUAAACUUAAUCUCGUACUAAUUGUUUGUCACCAAUUUCAAUGUAUAAAAAAAAGAUUUUUGUAAUGAGUUCGUGUUGCACUAGCAAAUAAUGAAACAAAUAAUUUUUUGUUAAUCAGUUAAUCACUUAAAUUUGGGAUAGAAAUAAGGAUCCUUGCACAAAGGUAUAUAAAAAAUAUAUAUACAUACUUUCCUUUGGUGACUGAAAUAAUAUGAAUUUGCGAUUUCAGAACCUAGAUCAUGAAUGUAUUUUUGAAACAUUCAUAUUUUGAUGAUAUUUUGAAGAGGCGAAAAAAUGAAUCCUGGCUAUUUUGUAUGUUUUUUUUAACUUUCAGUUGAUUUAUGUGAUUUAUCCAUUUUCCCCUUUCUUCCUGGGAAAAAUAUAAUUGAUUUUGUUCCGCUUUCGUACUGUAUUUGAUAAAAUCAAAAACAAUAACUUGUAAAAAGAUCUAACUAUACUAAUAUUUUAAACGUAACGAGAUGAAAUAUACUAAAUGUAUCAUAAUACAAGAUCGUAAGUACUAAUAAUUCAAUUAAUGACAUUGUAGAAUUCUUCGAUUGUGCAAUAUGUCCUUUCUUAGCAUGAAGGUUCUAACAGGUCAGAGGUCGGUUGGGCAAUUAACCAUCUUACGGCAUUACCUAAUGCUUGGACUUUCAGUUAAAUUGUAAUCAGACGGAUUUCAAUAUAAAUAGAGUAGGAUGAGUUAAAAUUUUGUAUUUUCAAUACAAUGUGAAGUUAUGAAGUACAUUAUGAAUAAAUUGAAAUAAAUGAAUGUAAAUAAAAAACAUGUUAGAUUUUGGCAUAAACGUCAGGAAUCACGGAUUUUUGCUCUGAGGUAAUUGCAUCCUUCAUAUUAGAUAACUAAAUAAAACACUCAAAGUUUUAAUAUAUGAAUUUAUUAGAAAAUAUCGAACAGAAAUAUUAAAUAAAGUCACAAUAAUAACUACACUUUUUAUGAAAUUGUUGAUAUAAAAUUAUAAUAAUUAUAGACUGAGCGUUUGAAAAAAUUAUCAGAAACUACAAGUAGUACGGUCCUGUAUGUAUUCCUUCUGCAUUUUGCAGCUACAACAUUGUUAGUGGGAAAUUCGAAUGGCCAACAAAUUUAGUAAAUUUAUUGUAAUUUUAAAACUUUUACAAAUUCUCAAAAUGUUUGUUAAAAAGUAUGAUAAUGUUGCUUGGAAACAUUAUUCACAUUCUAUUAUUUUUGUUUUCUGGAUAUUAUUUUUUUUAUAACCAGUACCCGAUCCAUUUGGACUAUGUGUUCAAGAAAAUAUAUACAAAGUAGCUCUCAAUUUUGACCACAGAAAGAAAUGGACAAAAUCCAGUAAACAACAUGAAUCUUCGUUAAGAAGACUGUAAAACCCCAAAAAUGUAGUACAUGUAGAAUCUACUCGCUAUGACCUCUAGUUAUUCUAAUCACAUUUGAAUUGUGAUUUGUUAAAUGGGCAUCAGUCAUACAUCCAGCCAUUUUGAGUUUUUGAUUUUGUUGAACCCUGUAUUAGUCGAACUAUCGUUUCUUGUUAAAACGGCAUAUGUCCUUGCAUUUACAAGCUUGUCAUGGGCGCGCAAAAAGAUCAGAUUUUGUUAUAAAGGCAUCAGUCAGUGACUCAUGCCGUUUUAAUAAAUUUCUUCCGGCAACGUCACGUGGAACUGUUAUGAUUCUUAGGUUAGGAUUUAAUUUGACUGAAAGUUGUCAUUAACAUGAUUACUAUCAUUAUUUUGUGAUCACAAGAAAUAUAUGAAAAUUAUGGAAAGUGAUAGUGAUGUAGACAAUGAUACUGAAAAAAAUAAUUCACGCAAGAGAAAAUACGAUCCAAGCAAAUACGUUAGAAAUAAGAUUAAGGAUUCUAGAACUAAAGGCAAAUUAUACGUAAACCAUAAGGGGAAUACCGUAGAAGCCAAGAGCUCUAGAUUAUCUUGUGGGUAAGUGUACAGUGUUUUUUAUAUUUCUCAAUAUGUACUGUUUUUCCUUUGUUUACAUAAUAGGAGUAAAAAGAAAUGUUUGGAGACUCUUGGUGAAGAUAAUUGCAUCGAUAUAUUCACAAAGUUCUAUGAUAUAGACCAGAGGUGGGGAACCUUUUUACCAUUAGAGGCCACAUUUAAGUUAGGCAGCAAUAAGAGAGGCCGCAUAAGCUAAUUGACCUAAGAAAGUGACUUUUGUGAAAUUAUUAUAGUUUUUCUAUAGAUUUAACAAUUUAUUGCAUUAUAUAGAAAAAAUAAAAUAUAAUACUACAAAAUUUUAAAUACAAUAUACAUAUAAAAUAAUAUAAAAAUAUUAUAAAAAAAUACAAUAAAAAAUAUUUUUUUACUCACUAAGUUAGUGACUUAUUUGGCUUUGUUUUUUGUUUGACAGUAAUUGUAUAUUUGGAUCAAGCUUCGUAACACACAGCUUUAAUUGAUCCUCUAAAUGUGCAUCUGUAAUUUGCGUUCUUAAAUUUGUUUUUAUUUUUGACAUGAGAGAAAAUGUUUUCUCGCAACAGUAGGUACUUCCGAAGCAGGAAAGUAAACAGCGAGUAUGUCCUCAAAGGCAUGGAUAUUCAACAGCAUUUUUGCAGAUUUCUAUGGGAUCCUUUUUAGCGUUAAGAAGGGAUUUAAUGAUACUAUCUUCCCCUAAAUCAAUUAACUCCAUUUGUAGUUCUGCAGGAGCCUCGGAUAUAUCUAUUAAAUGUGGUUGAAAUGCCAGUUUCAUAGCAGGAGUGUGCUCAUCAAAAUCAGAAAAUCUAUUAGUAUACUCUUCUAUUAAGCAAUCCAAGACACCUACAUAUUCAUAGAAUAUUUUAUUUUCACAGUUCUGCUCAUUUAACAUUUUAGCUAGUUCCGGAAAGUGUUUUGCAGAUAUUUCCGAUCGAUAAAGCAAUGUUUUGAAAAAUGAUAAUUUUUUUCUAAACGCUUGGAUCUUUUGCCACAUUUCAUAAAUAUACCUCGUUUUACCUUGCAGGCAAAUAUUUAAAUUGUUUUGUUUUGACAUCAUAUCAGACAAAAAUGCAAGGUUUCUGAGAAAUACUUCAUCUGAUAGAUCACAAUGUUUUCCUUGUUCUUGAUAAAAGUUUAAAAUUUGUCGUCGCAAAGACAAUACUUUUAUCAAAACCUGACCUGUUGAUAGCCAGCGAACCUUGAAGUAGUAUGGUAGGUCAACACUACACGUUUCCUUAUAUAAAGAGAGCAUCUGCCGAAAUUCACGAUGACGCAUUGCAUUUACGCGAAUAUAGUUGACAAUGGCAAUGGUUCUAUCCAGAGUGUCUUGCAAAAUGGUAAAUUUUGCGCAAAGAUUUUGCUGAUGCAAAAUACAGUGAAAUGAUUUCAAUUUUUUCAAGUUUAAGUUUUCUUUUUUCAACAAAGCAACGAAUCCUUCAUUUUUGCCUCUCAUGGAAAGUGCGCCAUCGGUGCAGACACUGACUAAAUUACUGACAUUCAAUUGUAAUUUAUUACAUACUUCUUUGAAGUUUUAGAAAAUAUCGACUCCGCAAGUUCUUCCAGUUAGUAACAUUGAAAAUCUUUAGUUAUAGCACAAUAAAAUAUAAAGCCGAAUCUGUUUAUCAGUGCUUUUAUCUGAAGCAAUUGAAAAAUAAACAUCUUCAUUUUGUAUAAUUGUAUGAAGCUGCUCUGUUACAUUUUGCGCUAAUUCGUCCUGUCGAUCUGUUACAGUUCUUCUUGAAAGAGGUAAUUGUUUGUAUUUGUCGACAUUUCUUGGAUCUAACAUACUCACUGCUUCAACAAUACAUUCUUUAAUUAUUUAAAUGUCACUAAAUGGUUUGCCCCUUUUUCCAAGUAUAUGUGCUAUUUUAUACGUAACAGCAACUGUAGCGGAAUUUUGAUUUACAAAGGCACUAAAAGAUGUCUGCUGAUGAUGCUUCUCAUUUUUCAACUUUUAAAGUACAACUUUUCGUGAUUCACCUUCUAAAGCGAAAUAUUUAUGUUCUUUAUGAGUCAAGUAGUGUUUAUUUGCAUUCGCUUUUUUAAAAGUAUUUAAAACUGUAUUGCACAACAAACACAUCAUUUUAUCUUUCUCAGCAGUAAAGAAAAAAUCUAACUCCCAUUCUACAUUAAAUGUUCUGUUUUCAUCACAUAAUUUUCUUCUCUUUCUAUUUGACAUUAUGGAUAAAAAAAAACGAGUAUCGAAUAAUAUCUUUAACAAAAUGUAUACUUUCUAGAAAUACAAUAAAACCAUGCAACUGUUAUAAGAACGCACUGUUAACUACAGUUUGCUGAAGAUCGCAACAAGGAAGCGUUGAGAGAAGCCAAAGCAAGGUGUGACACUCAAAUGGGAGAUCUGAAACCGAGUUUUGUUUACUUCUUAGACAAGGUAGUUGGCGCUGCUGGCGUUAAUUUAAAUUUUUUUUGCAAAGACCAUCAGCUGACUAAUGAAUUGCUCUGUGUAAUCGAUGAUGCAACCAAUCAAUAUCGAUGUAAACAUAUCGUCUGCUAGCAUGUGGCUGCUCUGUAUGACAAAUUUUGUAAAUAGUAUUUUGUAAUUUUAAUUUAUUUUCAAAUAAAUAUUACAUAGAACAUUAUUCGUUUCUUUAUAUAUAUGUAAAUUACAUAAACAUUGUGGAAUUUUCAGUGAAGUGAAAAAUUAUUUAUUUGGAUAUAAAACCAAUAUUUCGGCAAUACUCUGAGAAAAGCAUAAUUGAUUUCUGUAAUUCUGAAAUCUUCGAAUAAAUCAUUUUUCACUUAUCUGAAAAUUCUACAAUUUCUCAAUUCCCAAUAUUCCUUCUAAAUAAAAAAAGAAAAAAAUAAGAAAAAAGAAAAACACACACAGAUAAGCCGGCUUUUUUUUCGUUUAGUUCAUUCUUAUUGCAACUUGGGGGCGCUGAAAACUGUUUAAAAAAUUAACAUUGAGUGUCCAAGUCUGAAACGGAUGGUCUGUGGGCCAGAGCCUCGCUCAUGUGUGCUAGGAUCCGUUUCAGACUAGUAUUCUGACGUCAUGUUACAAUAUGUCUGUCUUUGGCGGGAUUUUUCGCGCAACUGUCAUGGCGUUGAUGUACAAUAGUUGUUUGAAACGAACUCAUUUAAAAACAAUGCAUAAGUUGUAUCUUGAAAAAUAUCCCGACAAGAAAGUUAGCUAUUCCUUUUAUCGAUCUUUUUUUGUAGAGAAUUUUAAUUAUAGAUUCAGAAGGCUACAAGUUGAAACAUGUUGUACAUGUGAACAACUUAACUUAAAAAUAAAGUCACCCUAUUUAAAUGAAGCUGCUAAACGCACUGCAGUGGCUGAAUUACUAGUUAACAAGCACAGAAGUAGAAAAUUUUAUUCAGCCUUAAAACAUGCAGCGUCGGAUGAUGGUAAGAAUGAAGAUAACGUCUUAUCUUUAGCUUUUGAUUUCAUGCAAAAUAUUUCUCUGCCUAAAGUUCCUAUUCAAGAACUUUUUUAUCAUCGCCAAUUAACUGUAAACGUCUUUGCAAUCUCUAAUAUUAAAGCUAACACCAGUUUUCUGUAUGUAUACCACGAAGGUAAAGGGAGGAAAGGGUCUGACGAAGUAUGCUCGUUUUUGCAUGACUACUUAAAGCAGAUCCCAGAGGAAAUAACUGAACUGCGUCUCUUCUUUGACAACUGCUCCGGUGAGGGGGCACAGUUUUUCACCUCGUGACAGGGAUUUUGGAAUUAUUUCUCUAAGAUUAAGAAAACAUGAUAGAAUUUUCAACGUGCAUGAAGUAACUGAACACAUUAUUUUAAGUGGCAAACCAGGCAAAUUCCACGUUAAGGAAGUUAAAGUGGCAUACCUUUUGGACUUUAAAAUGUUUUCACGUCAUCUACUCACUCUCGAAUUUUUUGCAUCAAGUAUAUAUUAUGUAGAAUUUUCGAAUGGAUUUGUAUAUUAAU
This is a messenger RNA of Diorhabda sublineata, 12390 nucleotides long. Its product is annotated as alanyl-tRNA editing protein Aarsd1-B. Gene Ontology annotation, molecular function: Ser-tRNA(Ala) deacylase activity; ATP binding; nucleic acid binding. The record is from RefSeq and is a predicted model, not a curated record. Bases 97 to 1425 code for a protein of 442 amino acids. Gene Ontology annotation, biological process: alanyl-tRNA aminoacylation; regulation of translational fidelity. Lineage: Eukaryota; Metazoa; Arthropoda; Insecta; Coleoptera; Chrysomelidae. The transcript is spliced from 7 exons.